Molecule: messenger RNA, 966 nt
Organism: Cyclocybe aegerita
Lineage: Eukaryota; Fungi; Basidiomycota; Agaricomycetes; Agaricales; Hemipholiotaceae
Source: the annotation of a GenBank genome assembly
AUGCAGAGGUUCAUGGACAAUUACCAUGAUGCGUGGGAGUCGGAAGAAAAUCUUAAAUUUGAGGACUCGGAGGUGGCCGAAUGGCUAGAAAGAGCCCCCGUUGGAGCCGGCGCACUAGGUCCCCCUCUAGGCGCUGGACAAUGGAAAGCGGGGUUGCCCACGGCAAUACCCGAAGCACAUCAUUCGACCGUCGUUGAUGUGGUCCUCAACCAAUACCUCGCCCUCCCGGUCACCCUCCCGCCUCUCCCCUCACCUCCAAGAUCUCAAGAAAAGGUCCUCUCGUCUGGCCUUCGCGUCUCGCCCCCACCGUCCCUCGACCCCCACCCAUUUCCACCACCCACAAUUUCGACCCCUAGCGCGGCCCUUCACUGCCAUCCUCUGCCAUGCGUUCGACUGCGUGCCGACACGGUCCCACCUGGGAAUCGUGCACAAUCUGCACAACCACCCACCACCUCUCGUCUCCCCAACCCCAGCCGAUCGCAACACGACAAGGCAUGCAAGCACAACGACGCAGGCCGUGUGGGUGCAAGCAUCCCCCAAGCACCAGGCCGACUUUGCCCUUUCGCAAACCAGGGCGCAGCGCACGAUGGCGAUGACGCUGACCAGCCAGCCAGGCCCUACCCUUUCGCUAGCGCCUCGCACUUCCGCCGCCCCCGCCGCCCUUGCCGUUUCACGAGCAGCACCGCUGUCUCGGUGCUCGAACUUCCACCAGCUCGGAUCGAUAUCUUCAACCGGUUCUCUAGCCAAUGGGAAACUCUCGACCUCCAGAUACCUCUGAGCUGCGUAUCUCGUUUCAGGGGAGACUCGGGGCCAGUCACUAUUCUCAAGAACCCUGUCAUUCGUGAUUCCAACGCUAUGUUCCGGCCAGUUGAGGACAGCGGCACAUUCAUGCUUGACAAUGCACUCCCAGCCCUCACCGUUGCUCGAGUCCGUGGAAUACCUUUUCGGACCAUCUCUGGUCGGUAA